Messenger RNA from Nicotiana attenuata, 2345 nucleotides. RefSeq lists its product as uncharacterized. The coding region runs from base 95 to 2149 and encodes 684 amino acids. The transcript has 6 exons. NCBI's taxonomy places the organism in Eukaryota, Viridiplantae, Streptophyta, Magnoliopsida, Solanales, Solanaceae. The record is from RefSeq and is a predicted model, not a curated record.
AGGCUUGCAAAAAUUGAAUACCAUUUUCAUUCUACUUAUAAAAGAGGACACGGUCGAUUUAUUUGGCGGGAAGUUGCGUUCUUCUUCACUCUCAAUGUCAAAGGCUUCAGAAAUAAGGUCACUCUUCCUAGCACUAGCAUCGGAACUGCAGUCCACAAAUCUGACGACCGGAAAUGAAGCUCCAAAUCUGGACCUCACUAUCACAAAUCUCAACCAUUCGCUUAACCUCUCCGAAACAUCUCCAGGAGUUAGGGUUUUGGACACUGCCCUUUCUCUUAUGUGCUUCACAUCGUCUCAGGUCUACGAUUGUACGAUUGAGUACUUGGUGAAGACAAUUGCUACAGUGCUAUCUACUUCAAUUGAAUGCAAGGUUCUCAGAACUGCUCAACAUGAGGUUUUGCAAGUUGGUGGAUUGAUUUCGGCUCAGGAUUGUACCAGAAUAAUUGAAUCAUGUGCUGACAUUUUGCAUAAAUUGGAAGGAUGUCGACAAGAUCUUUCUCCAAUGAUUUUGUAUGCUGUUGUGAGGGUGGCGGUACUAGCAUCACGAGUUCACUAUUCGCUGAAAUUGCCUCCUGUUCUUGACCUGAGAUCUAUUGAUGGAGGACACUCUGCUGUGCUGAAACAGUUACAUUGUCAAAAGGAGUUUAACAUUGAGAGUGGAAAAAUACCGCUAAGGUUGCUCUCAUGGCAACUAGAUCACAUGCUUCUGAAGUACGAUGUAUCUCAAAUUCUACAAGAGGCCAUUAAGAGACCUUUCCUUUGUCUAGAUAUGGAAUUUCAUCAGAGGAAAGAAUGGCAUUCAAUUGUUAUAUCUUUGGUACUUUCUCCUGUCAUGUUUACUGAAACAAGGUCCCUGUUGCAUAACUGGUUUCUACUGUCGGGUUUGGCUUCUAUCCUAGAGCUUCACGUUAAGCUGGUCUCCCUGGUGCUAGAUAUUAUUUCCAGACCAAGGUGGUGGGGCAUAUCAAUGGAUCUUGGUUCAAAACUUCCAUUUUCUCAUGCAUACUUUCCAUGCAAGAACCAGAUUUUGAAGAUUUUGACUGGACCUUUGUCCUUCGAAUCUUUGGAGUAUCUAGUUCAUGAAGUUUACAAGCCAGUUAAUACAUUUUCAAACAAAAUUGUGAAUAUUGCCAGAAUAAAUCACAGUUCUAUUUGGGAAACAACAAUAACCUUUCCUUCUUGGUUCAUUUUUGCCUCUAUUUUGCUAUUCUCUAAAAAGAGUUUGUGGGGCAAGUACAGCUCAACAUGCAUAUAUGGAGCAGGUAAUAUUAACCAUUCAGAGGACGUUAAAUCUCCUUUUCUUGCUACUGCUGCAAAGUUUAUAGCAUGGAGUUUGAACCCUGCUGGUGGAUCCUACUUAGAACAUUUAGUCGAUUAUCUGUCAAAGUUUUCAAAAUCAUGGAAUCUUAAGUUUGGCUUUGAUGAAGGCAAUGAGACAACUCUUUGUCACAAAAAGGAAUUCAGGAGAUCCCUGUCCUUUAAGAAGGAAAUGGUGAAUAUCCCGGAUUCCAAUUCCCAAACACUUGCGUUCUGGCUUAAAGAAUUUCAGGACAUGUACAUUGGGCACUCAGAUAAAGUAAAUGAAAAUUUUGCUCGAGAUGAAGAACGGACACCAGGAGUUAGUGCACAGAAGAACAUGUUAUUUAGGAGGAUACCAAUAGGCAUCUUGUUCGGAUGCUUGAAUCAUAUAACUGAUGCUGAAUGUGAACUGCUUUUGCAUUAUAGUGCAGCUGGUACUCUUGGGCAAUUCACCGGAGGACAACUUGGAAGGAAGAAUAGGAAGUCUAACCAUGAAAGGCAAAAAGACUCGAUUGCAUGGGUUGAGACGUACACGGUAAAAGAGGCUACAGCAGGAGCGCUCAUUGUCUUUGACAUAACUGAUGUAAUUGAAAGUAUGACAACUUCUAUGUUUGAAACUGAGGAGUGUGGACUCAGUUUUGUGUGCGACGUGAAACUAAAGAUUGGGAGAUAUCUAUUCAAGUGUGUGAAAAGGUUACUCCAACUCACUCUGGAAAAGAACAACAUACAGCUGAAUGUACAUGAUCUCCAUGACAGAAUGCUCCGGUGGAAGCAUCAAGGGCGAGAUGUUUUUCAAACAUGUAGGGAUUUAGAUGAAAUAUUUGAUGCCUGUGCUUCAGCAUCCUUUUGAAGACCCCGUACAACAUCAAUCUGAGAUGCAAAACUGAAACGGCACGGGCCUUAAGAAAUUUUGUCUUGGUGCGCAUAGUGUAGCUUUGUAUAAAGUAUUAUCCUCAUGUAAGCAAUGUUCUCACUUCAAAUUUAUGUUGAUAAUCUUAGGGGUCGUUUGGUUGCCGGUUAGAGUUAUGCAGGUAUUAGUUAUACAU